AUGGAGGGAGGUAGUUUAUGUCUACAUUUACUAGAGAACUGUUUUGUUUUUAUUUAUUUUUGCUUUAAAGUGAAGCAAGGUCUCCUUCCUAGCUUAGAAGAUCUACUUUUCUAUACUAUUGCAGAAGGACAAGAAAAAAUACCAGUUCAUAAAUUCAUAACUGCACUCAAAUCUACAGGAUUACGUACAGCUGAUCCCCGAUUGAAAGAGUGCAUGGAUAUGUUAAGACUGACCCUUCAGACGACUUCAGAUGGUGUUAUGCUGGACAAAGACCUUUUUAAAAAGUGUGUACAAAGUAAUAUUGUGUUGCUUACUCAAGCUUUCAGGAGGAAGUUUGUCAUUCCAGAUUUUAUGUCGUUUACUUCACAUAUUGAUGAACUAUAUGAAAGUGCUAAAAAACAAUCUGGAGGAAAGGUUGCUGACUAUAUUCCACAGCUGGCCAAGUUCAGCCCUGAUUUGUGGGGGGUGUCACUUUGCACAGUGGAUGGACAGAGGCAUUCUGUUGGCGAUACCAAAGUUCCAUUUUGUCUUCAGUCCUGUGUAAAGCCUUUGAAAUAUGCUAUUGCUGUUAAUGAUCUUGGCACAGAGUAUGUGCACAGAUAUGUUGGUAAAGAGCCUAGUGGAUUAAGAUUCAACAAAUUGUUCCUGAAUGAAGAUGACAAGCCUCAUAACCCCAUGGUGAAUGCUGGAGCAAUUGUGAUCACAUCUUUAAUCAAGCAAGGAGCAAAUAAUGCAGAAAAAUUUGACUACGUGAUGCAGUUCAUGAAUAAAAUGGCUGGUAAUGAGUAUGUUGGAUUCAGUAAUGCUACGUUCCAGUCCGAAAGAGAGAGUGGAGAUAGAAACUUUGCAAUCGGCUAUUACUUGAAAGAAAAAAAGUGCUUUCCUGAAGGCACGGAUAUGGUUGCUAUACUAGACUUCUAUUUUCAGCUUUGCUCGAUAGAAGUAACGUGUGAAUCGGCAAGUGUGAUGGCAGCAACUCUGGCUAAUGGUGGCUUUUGCCCGAUCACUGGUGAAAGAGUACUGAGUCCUGAAGCAGUCCGGAAUACCUUGAGUUUAAUGCAUUCCUGUGGCAUGUAUGACUUCUCAGGGCAGUUUGCCUUCCAUGUUGGUCUUCCUGCAAAAUCUGGAGUUGCUGGUGGGAUUCUUCUGGUUGUUCCUAAUGUCAUGGGCUUGAUGUGCUGGUCACCUCCUUUGGACAAGAUGGGCAACAGCGUUAAAGGAAUUCACUUUUGUCAUGAUCUGGUUUCUUUGUGCAAUUUCCACAACUAUGAUAAUUUGAGACACUUUGCAAAAAAGCUUGAUCCUCGCAGAGAAGGUGGUGAUCAGCGGGUCAAGUCUGUGAUAAAUCUGCUGUUUGCUGCCUACACGGGGGACGUGUCUGCACUCCGGAGAUUUGCUCUGUCAGGAAUGGAUAUGGAGCAAAGAGACUAUGACUCACGUACAGCCCUGCAUGUGGCAGCUGCAGAAGGACAUGUGGACGUUGUUAAAUUUCUACUGGAAGCAUGCAAAGUGAAUCCUUUCCCCAAAGACAGGUGGAAUAACACUCCUAUGGAUGAAGCUUUACAUUUUGGACACCAUGAUGUCUUCAAAAUUCUUCAAGAAUAUCAGGUCCAAUACACGCCAUCAGAGGAUUCCAACAACGGAAAGGAGAACCAAACGGUUCAUAAAAAUCUAGAUGGCUUACUAUAAUAAUCUUCAGCUAGAUCCUAAGAAUCAAAUCACCUAUUUAAUUGUGGUAUACAUAAGUAAAGAAGAGCGUGUGUGUUUCUAUCUGAUAGUGGUAUAUAUUUUACAGAAGUCUCUGUUACUUCAGUGUUAUGUUACAGGAGUUUCUAUACGCACAGGACAAAUCCAAUCCCUCUC
This is a messenger RNA of Antrostomus carolinensis (chuck-will's-widow), 1863 nucleotides long. RefSeq names its product glutaminase (gene GLS). Gene Ontology annotation, molecular function: protein binding; glutaminase activity. Bases 1 to 1689 code for a protein of 562 amino acids. The record is from RefSeq and is a predicted model, not a curated record. Lineage: Eukaryota; Metazoa; Chordata; Aves; Caprimulgiformes; Caprimulgidae. Gene Ontology annotation, biological process: L-glutamine catabolic process. The transcript is spliced from 19 exons.